Messenger RNA from Eruca vesicaria subsp. sativa (arugula), 1185 nucleotides. Lineage: Eukaryota; Viridiplantae; Streptophyta; Magnoliopsida; Brassicales; Brassicaceae. The record is from the annotation of a GenBank genome assembly.
AUGUUGAAAACGAGGACCACUGAAGUCAGAGAGAUGUUCUGUAAGCUAUCUAUGGAAGAUGUUCCCUUACCUAGGGAGCUAACGAUUGAAAUUCUUGAGAAACUUCCUGCAAAAUCUUUGGCGAGGUUCAUGGUUACUGAAAAGUUCUGGCACAAUACAAUCACGAGCAAACGUUUUGAGGAAGAUUACAUAUCCCUUUCGGAGCAGAGGCCGAAGAUACUCUUCGUAGCCACGUCCAAGAAUGAGUCCGCGUCCAUGACUCACCGCAAGUUUCGCUCCAUAUUGGAGAAGCCAGUGGUUUGCAAUCCCUUUACCGCCGUAAAGCAGACCCUACACGCAACCUUCAACUCUGAGCUUCCAUACGUGUUUACUCCACCCGUUCGUGACCUGUUGUGUUUCUUCCACAACAAGAAGUCGCUGGUGUGCAACCCAUGCAUGGGAAGGUUCAUUCCUUUGCCAGACGUCCGACGUGAAUCCUACUUCCAUCUAGGGCUUGCCAACGGCGAGUUCAAGGUCCUAUCCUUGGUGAAGGGUGUCUAUAACACAGUUGCAAGUGUUAUCACCCUCACGCAGCCACAAGAUGGAAACAACAAGUGGCGAGCUAUUGACAGUGGGUUCAAUCAUAAGUCUUUCACCCACCGUGGAUUCUGUUUUAGAGGUGUUAUAAACUAUGCUGCAACUAUCGACAUCGGUGAACAUAUGGAUCGCCCAGGCAUAAUGUGCUUUGACGUUGAGAGGGAAACUUUCAAGUUUAUCGAUGUUCCUAGGGAAAUCGCGUUUUACACUUUUUUCGGUUUUGUUAGACUUGUGAAUUUUCACGACACAUUGGCAGUCGCUGUAGCGGAAUUUAAUGGUAAGUAUGAUCCUCUUACUAUCUGGCAUCUUGAGGAUGACAAAUGGUGCAAACAUAUAUUCCAGCUUCCCAAGACCCCUACUGUAGUCUUUGAGCCAGAUCUACUCAAAUUCAUCGGUACAAGUGGUGCUACAAGCGAGCUCGUUUUUGCGCCAACAAAGUUCCUUGGACUUGAUGACAUCGAGCAUUAUGUCGUGUACUACGACUAUGUUCGUGGCACUCUUGACAAGGUUCGCAUAGAAGGUGAUUUUCAUGGCUUUCAGGGAGACAUAGAACCGUUUCUCGGCUAUAUAGAAAGCACGGCUCUCGCUCGAGAGGGAGUACCAUGUUGA